AUGCCGCCAGCCUCGUCUUGCUCCGUGGCUCUGUUCAGCUCGCGAUUCCAGCAUAGGCAGCGGAGCAACGCAUUACAUGAGGAAUUCCUGCCUUCUUCCGCCGCUAUUCCUCACAAGCAGGCGAGCAUUUCGUCGGUGCUCUGCUAUAGCCGUAGCAAGGGACUGUUGAGAAAGGUAGAGCUGGCGCAAGGUGUAUGCGAGAUAGCGCCAUCACGCACGUGCGUCGAGCGGCUCGCUCGCUCGCAGUGUCUCUUGGCACGCGGCACUACUGGGCACAAGCUGGCACGGGUGGGGCCCGAGGAAGGGGAGCGGCAGCGUGCAGAUCGACAGCCGCCCAGCGGAGCCAGUUUCACAACGGUUUUUCGAAGCGUCGAUCUCGGCGGCGCGCCUCCACUUGGCUGCGGAUCGCACUCUGCCGCUUCUUACUCUAAGCGCGCCGCGCUUCAACCAGCCGCGGGCUCGACCGCGUAUGCGUAG
Messenger RNA from Moesziomyces aphidis, 477 nucleotides. Lineage: Eukaryota; Fungi; Basidiomycota; Ustilaginomycetes; Ustilaginales; Ustilaginaceae. The record is from the annotation of a GenBank genome assembly.